Microdochium trichocladiopsis is the source of this 1333-nucleotide messenger RNA. RefSeq lists its product as uncharacterized. The annotation marks the transcript as partial. The transcript has a single exon. NCBI's taxonomy places the organism in Eukaryota, Fungi, Ascomycota, Sordariomycetes, Xylariales, Microdochiaceae. The record is from RefSeq and is a predicted model, not a curated record.
CUGACAAAGAUGUCGAGCUGCUCAGCGCCAUCCGGUCUCUGACGGAGCGAUGUCACGGGUACCUGUCAUUCUCUGAGGCAAGGCAGAGCCUCUGCCGUGACCUUGCCCAGGCUCAGGAGCGGCGAGAUGUGGGACGACUGGUCGGCGACAUUGUGCUUGCAUUUUCCGCCGCCAUUGGACACGACGGGCACAAUAUCGGAUACCUGGACGACGAGCACGACACAGACAAUGUCAUCGGAUACAUCACGCUUGCUAUGCGGUCUCUGAUGGCCUUCCACAUACGAAACGACUCUGACGCAGCCCUGUAUCAUACCCUCGGUGGCAUGCUCGCCUACUCGAUAUACUCGACUGUCGGGUUAGGAUUCGCUCGCCUGACUCACUUCUGCCUCGCCAGCACAAGCUCUUUCGCACCAUGCAGUGAGGACGGCAGCCAGGAAGGACACGUCACAGACAUGAGCGUGGCUGCAACGGGACAGAGCUUCCUCGUCAUGCUCGAGAUUAUGGACUGCCUGAUCAACAGGACGCAGCCCACGCCUCUGCGUGUUCCUCGAUCACCAUCUCCAUCAGCAACUCCAUCCUCAAAGCCCGCCCUUGCUGUCCUAGACUCCCACCUGGGUCUCUGCGUCCCACUAUUACCAUACUAUCAUGAUCUUUGUGUAAUCAACAACUCUCUCCUGCAUACACAAGACGAAGAUCACGUCAGAGCCUUGCACGACCGCCUCACCGAAAUCCACCGUUCUGUAGAGUCGUGGCAACCGCCAAGCCUCGCGCAGCUACUCGACCACCCGCAGCAUCCAAAACAUUCCGCACUGUCCACGGUCCAGGUGAUCCACCUACUAUCCCAAGCAAGGCUCUACCGCCUGGGGGUGAUGCUCAUGGCGCACCGCCUCCGCCACCCCUUUGGCGACACGCACCAUGACCACAUCGCGGGUAUCUGGUCUCGCGAGAUCAUGACGGAGCUCGAGAGCGCGUACACCGCGACACAGCAGCCCCUGCGCUUCGUCACGCUGCCGUUCAUCAUUGCAGCCGUCGAAGCGACGGGUGUCGACUGUCAUCACCAAUCUGGCCCUAACUGUGCACAGGGCAAACAAAGUUCGCCGCGGGAGAGGACUCUGCGCGCUCUCGACGAGCAUGUGGACCGGUACGCGCCGGCUUUGAAGACCGCCAUUAAGCAGUUCCUCAGCAAGAUAUGGCAGGAGCGGGACGCAGAUCCGGGGCUGCGGUGGUUUGACUCGGUGCACAAGCCUUGUCCGGUGGUGGACUCGAUUUAUGCGGACUUGUGCGUGCCAGUGGCUGUUACUAACUGAGCUGCCAUGGGCAAGACCGUUUCCCG